Molecule: messenger RNA, 342 nt
Organism: Onychomys torridus (southern grasshopper mouse)
Lineage: Eukaryota; Metazoa; Chordata; Mammalia; Rodentia; Cricetidae
Gene: Rpl38
Product: ribosomal protein L38
Exons: 5
Coding region: 88-300 (70 amino acids)
Biological process (GO): protein-RNA complex assembly; translation
Cellular component (GO): cytosolic large ribosomal subunit; ribosome
Molecular function (GO): structural constituent of ribosome
Source: RefSeq, a predicted model, not a curated record
AACUGCCCGGAAGCGGAAGUUUCGUUCUUUUUCCGUUCUCUUCGGUUCUCGCCGCUGUGCGGUCUCCAGCGCCGAGCGUCGGUCGCCAUGCCUCGGAAAAUUGAGGAAAUCAAGGACUUUCUGCUCACAGCCCGGCGGAAGGAUGCCAAAUCUGUCAAGAUCAAGAAAAACAAGGAUAAUGUGAAGUUCAAGGUUCGCUGCAGCAGGUACCUUUACACCCUGGUCAUCACAGACAAGGAGAAGGCUGAGAAGCUGAAACAGUCCCUGCCCCCUGGUUUGGCAGUGAAGGAGCUGAAAUGAACCAGACCUCUCUGUUUUGACCAUUAAAACCCCUGAAAAGUC